This is a messenger RNA of Oncorhynchus nerka (sockeye salmon), 2032 nucleotides long. RefSeq names its product solute carrier organic anion transporter family member 4C1-like. NCBI's taxonomy places the organism in Eukaryota, Metazoa, Chordata, Actinopteri, Salmoniformes, Salmonidae. Gene Ontology annotation, biological process: sodium-independent organic anion transport; transmembrane transport. Gene Ontology annotation, cellular component: plasma membrane. The transcript has 3 exons. The record is from RefSeq and is a predicted model, not a curated record. The coding region runs from base 1 to 432 and encodes 143 amino acids.
AUGGUAUUUUCUACAUACUUUAGCGUCAGCAAAAGAUGGCGUUGUUGCACUGUUGUAGCAGGAGAAACAUCAAGUUCAGGCCAAGCGCUCACCAUUCUGCAGAAUAAGGACCAGAACUUUACUGAGGUAAACUGUGUCUGUUCUUUUACUAUUACAGCAGUUCAUCGAGGCCCUGUCGUUCGCCUCCUUCAUCAAAGCUCUGUCAGGGACCUACAUGAAGAGUGCCAUCACUCAGAGAGACACUUUGACCUGUCCAGCACUCUCAUCGGACUCAUAGACGGCAGCUUUGAGAUGGGUAACCUGCUGUUCCUGGCUGUGAUCAGCCAUUUUGGGGCGAAGAUGAACCGGCCCAGGCUCAUUGCUAUUGGCUGUUUCCUCAUGGCUGUAGGAUCCUUCCUCACAGGCCUGCCACACUUCUUCAUGGAACGGUAAAACAACUGAAAUACUGGUUAAACUUGUACUUGUAGAGAUACUCCAAUGCGGAGGAUAGUUUCACUUUAGAAAUAAAGAAAUGUAUCCAGUUGUUGAUUAAUCUCAGUUAACUUCGAACUAACGUCUUGCGUAAUUGGUCAGCUGCUUGAUUAUGUUUUGGGGCCAUACAUGUUAAGAGAAGGGAUUAACUUGUUAUGGCUGUAAUCCUGUUAACGGGAUUAGUGUCAUCAACAACUGCUGAAUAGCAUAGCGCUACAUUCAAUAAAUUUUACUAAAAAUAUUUAUAUUCAUGAAAUCACAAGUGCAAUAUAGGAAAACACAGUUUAGCCUUUUGUUAAUCCACCUGUCGUGUCAGAUUUUGAAAUUAUGCUUUACAGCGAAAGCAAUCCAAGCGUUUGUGUAAGUUUAUCGAUCGCUUGACAAAACAUUAAGUAGACUUAGCAUCAAGUAGCUCGGUCACGAAAAUCAGAAAAGCAAUUAAAUUCAUAGUUUACCUUUGAUGAUCUUCGGAUGUUUUCACUCACGAGACUCCCAGUUACACAACAAAUGUUCCUUUUGUUCCAUAAACAUUAUUUUUUAUAUUCAAAAUACCUCCGUUUGUUUGGCGCGUUAUGUUCAGAAAUUCACAGGAAAGAGCGGUCACGACAACGCAGACAAAUUCCAAAUAGUUUCCAUAAUGUCCACAGAAACAUGUCAAAUGUUUUUUAUAAUCAAUCCUCAGGUUGUUUUUAAAACAUAAAAUCGAUAAUAUAUCAACCGCAAAUGUCUUUCACAGUAGGAGAGGGAAAAGCAAUAGCUGUCCAAACUCUGUUGCGCGAGCAAAACUCAUGUGACCACUUGACGCGAUGUUGUCUUUCUGGAUCAUUUUUCAAAAUAAAAGCCUGAAACUAUGUCUGAAGACUGUUGACACCUUGAGGAAGCGAUAGGAAAGGGAAUCUGGUUGAUAUCCCUUUAAAUUGAGCAAAGGGCGCCUAUGGAAUAUGGAGUUUUUAAAAUAGAAGCCACUUCCUGUUUUGAUUUUCCUCAGGGUUUCGCCUGCAAUAUCAGUUCUGUUAUACUCACAGACAAUAUUUGGACAGUUUUGGAAACUUUAGAGUGUUUUCUAUCCAAUACUAAUAAUAAUAUGCAUAUAUUAGGAACUGAGACUGAGGAGCUGGCCGUUUACAAUGGGCACCUUUUCAUCCAAGCUACUCAAUACUGCCCCUGCAGCCAUAAAAAGUUUGGACAACAAAGGCAAGGUAUUGGAGUGGCCAUCACAAAGCCCUGACCUCAAUCCUAUAGAAAAUGUGUGGGCAGAACUGAAAAAGCGUGUGCGAGCAAGAAGGCCUACAAACCUGACUCAGUUACACCAGCUCUGUCAGGAGGAAUGGGCCAAAAUUCACGCAACUUAUUGUGGGAAGCUUUUGGAAGGCUACCCAUAACGUUUGACCCAAGUUAAACAAUUUAAAGGCAAUGCUACCAAAUACUAAUUGAGUGUAUGUAAACUUCUGACCCACUGGGAAUGUGAUGAAAGAAAUACAAGCUGAAAUAAAUCAAUCUCUCUACUAUUAUUCUGACAUUUCACAUUCUUAAAAUAAAGUGGUGAUCCUAACUGACCUAA